CGACAAGUUUGCCCCGCUGCUAGACCGUAUUUUGCUCUCGGCUCCUCCUCGAAAAUUUCCAGAUUGCUCAUCUUCUCUCGUCACUGCCUGGAAUCCCUUUUGUUUGUUUUUUUUUUUGAGAUUUCUCGUGUUUUGGAUCGGAAAUGAGGACUAUUCUGUCGCGUUUGAGCCAUUACCGAUCAUCUCUUCCCCAGAUACGCUUUGUUUUCGCCUCGAGUUGCCGGAGGUAUCUGUCAACAGAUUCUAACAAAGUUGAUGAACCCUUCAAAGUUGAAGAAGCAGAGACUGUACACGUGCCACCACCGCCAACCGAGAAGUUACUUGUGCUGGGAGGAAAUGGUUUUGUCGGCUCACAUGUGUGUAAAGAAGCUUUAGAUCGCGGCAUAUCUGUCUCCAGCCUAAGCAGGUCGGGUAGGUCAUCUCUUCAGGAGUCAUGGGCUACGAGUGUAACAUGGCAUCAAGGAAAUCUUCUUUCACCCGAGUCUUGGAAAGAUGCUCUUGAUGGGGUGACUUAUGUGAUCUCUUGCGUUGGUGGGUUUGGUUCAAACUCGUAUAUGUAUAAGAUUAACGGCACUGCAAACAUCAAUGCGAUUAGAGCUGCCUCAGAAAAAGGUGUGAAAAGAUUUGUCUAUAUCUCUGCUGCUGACUUCGGAUUCGCAAACUACCUAUUGAGGGGAUACUAUGAGGGGAAGAGAGCUGCUGAGACAGAGGUGCUUACAAGAUUUCCUUAUGCAGGGGUGAUCUUGCGGCCUGGUUUUAUACACGGAACCCGCAACGUUGGGAGCGUGAAGAUCCCAUUGAGCUUAGUCGGGUCGCCAAUGGAGAUGGUUCUACAACAAGCGAAACCUUUGAGCCAGCUCCCGCUCGUGGGGCCGUUGUUCACGCCUCCUGUGAAUGUAACAUCGGUGGCAAAGGUCGCCGUGAGGGCAGCCACGGAUCCUGUCUUCCCUCCGGGGAUUGUGGAUGUUUACGGGAUUCAACGACACAGCCAGCAGAAAUCGAGAUAAGUGGUGGUCUUAACAAAAUUCCUCAUAUCUGUUUUUACAUUCACCAGUUUCAGUUCCCGCUGAGGAUGGAGGAAAAUCUGUCUGCUCGGUUCUUUUCUUUUGUCUAAUAAAUUUCCACUUUGCCAUUUAGUCCACUAUUGGAAAAAAGAAUGGUUUUUUAUAUAUAAUAUUAUAUUAUUGAGAGUUGAAACC
This is a messenger RNA of Tarenaya hassleriana, 1199 nucleotides long. RefSeq lists its product as uncharacterized. Gene Ontology annotation, molecular function: protein-containing complex binding. The record is from RefSeq and is a predicted model, not a curated record. The coding region runs from base 144 to 1007 and encodes 287 amino acids. The transcript has 10 exons. Gene Ontology annotation, cellular component: mitochondrion. Lineage: Eukaryota; Viridiplantae; Streptophyta; Magnoliopsida; Brassicales; Cleomaceae.